Messenger RNA from Anopheles merus, 3323 nucleotides. RefSeq names its product conserved oligomeric Golgi complex subunit 7-like. Gene Ontology annotation, cellular component: COG complex. Gene Ontology annotation, biological process: Golgi organization; intracellular protein transport; retrograde vesicle-mediated transport, Golgi to endoplasmic reticulum. The transcript is spliced from 3 exons. The record is from RefSeq and is a predicted model, not a curated record. Lineage: Eukaryota; Metazoa; Arthropoda; Insecta; Diptera; Culicidae. Bases 303 to 2510 code for a protein of 735 amino acids.
UUUAAAAAAACCUCCCCAGAGUGCGAAAAACACUCGCUUUUGGUGUGCUGGCGGGCUCGCGAAACUCCUACGAUUUUUGCCCUACGGGGCAUGAGCAUGUGUGCGUGCGAGCCAGUCGCAUUGAAAUCAUCCACGUAUAGAGUUUGUUUUGAUUUGUAGCGUUUGGCUAAUUGGGUCCGGACUGCAUUCGAGAAAAAGUACCAACAUAUUACUAAAUAGCAUUCAGUUGUGGCAAAAUAAUACUGCACCGACCAAACUCCGGUGGCUUCGCUUUGGAACGCAUACUUUCGCCAAAAAAAAAAAUGGAUGUAAGUGCCUUUUCCGGCGACGAUUUCGAUGUCAGCAGCUGGAUUAAUGCCUCCUACGAACGGUCUCAAAAGACAGCCACUGGUUCCGCGGGCAAGGAAGCGUUCGUAUCGUCGCUCGUCUCCAAGAUGCAGCUGUACGUCCAGCAGAUCAAUGUAGCCUUGGAGCAAACGGGCGGGCAAGUGCUGAAAAACAUCCCCAAGGUUAUCAGCGACGCGAACAUGCUGCAGAUUGAGUCGGGUUUGCUAAAGCAGCGCAUGAAUCAGGUACAACGCGAGAUUGCACAUCUGCAAACCGAAACCGGAGAUUGUAUGGUUAGUCUCGAGCGGCUGGACGACAUCAAGCAACGGUUGCAAAGCUCCAAACAGUGCCUGCAGGAAGCCGACGGGUGGGGUAAGCUAGCGAGCGAGCUGGACGAUUUGCUGGAAAAGUCCGACAUUGAUGCAUCGAGUGGAAAGUUACUCUCCCUGCAAAAAUCGCUCGCCGCGCAGGUCGGCCUGCACGGGCAAUCGGAGCGCGAGAACCAGGUGGAAUACUUCAAGAACCGCCUGGAAGCUCUCGUUAGCCCUUCGGUCGUGGUAGCACUGCGCUCGAUGGAUACCGCUGCCUGCCGGCGAUACGUUGGCAUUUUCGAAGGAAUCGGCCGACUAGCACAGUUGAAACAAUACUAUCGCACGGUGCUGAAGACAUUCGUACAGGAACAGUGGAGCAGCGCGAUCGAGGGAAGCGAAAGUGGCGGUUCGGAUGUGUUGAAGGAGUUUUACGACCAUUUGGUGGAGUUGCUCAAGAGCCAUCUGCGGUGGAGCUGUCAGUGCUUUGGUGAAGCUACCGAUUGUGUGCUGGCCGUGGCAGAUGCACUGGAGAACCUUGACCCCACACGCGAGAGUGUCGUACGCAGUGCACUCAAACGGGCCAAUGACAAGUUCUGGACAUUGACACAAUUUUCCAAAGUGAACGUAUCGAUGGGUACACUGAUUGAGGGUUGGGUACGGGGAGGUCCUCAGCAAGAUAUUCGUUGUGACGAUGAGACCACCAUCGACCGACUGGCGAACUCAUUGUUUGUCUUCUUCGGAAUAUUCCUGAAGGAGUAUCCAACGCUCGAAAACUCCCAGCUCGAAGCGUCCCUUCAAGGUUUGUCCAUCAUCGGUACGGCACCUGCCGACAGUGUUCACAAUUUGGAGAGCGCGAACGCCAAGAUUAUACGCUGGGCCAUGGAAGCGGUGACACGCUGCCAGGACAUUACACAAAACUGUGCGCUUCUGUCAUUGGGCAGCGUGCUGCAAAACUACCUGCUGACCUACUUAGAUCAGUACAACAAGGUGCAGAAGCAGCUCGCUGCCAGCCAGCCGAGCCAAACCGACUGGAACCUGCUGCAGCUGAGUGUCGUUUUGUUGCAAUAUCUUGGAUCCUUCCGACAGGCUGCCUACGAGCUGGAGCAAACAUUCUUGGAACAAGUCCUUACCAAACACUCUCAGCUCACUGCAGGCUCGGCACGAGCCCGCUUUGAAUAUCGGUUGAAUACCAAGGGCGAGUUUAACGAAUUACACAAACUUGCCACCACAUUCCAACAGACGUCCUCCGAGCCGGGCAGAGAGUAUUUUAGCGAGUUUCACCAGCGCAUGAAACGCACCUGCGAGGACAUUCACGAUACAAUGCUGCAAAUUGCAUUCUCACCCAUAACGAAACACUUCAAACAGAUUGAGCCCGCUGCCACUGGCCCGACCGGGGCAGCCGGUGGUACAACGGCAAUGGACACACUGCCGGACUACAGCUACGCACCGCAGGAAUACAUCACGCUCAUUAGUCAGUAUUUGCUUACGCUUCCGCAGCAUCUGGAACCGCUGCUGUUGUCGCCGGCCGCUGCACUGAAAUCGGUGCUGGAGGUGGCAGACCAUCGAUACGCGUCUAACCGACCGUGUGCCGACGUGUUUCUUGCCCUCGUCGUGGAGGAGUCGGAAGCGUUGUACGUUGAGCAAAUAGAGAACAUUUGCUCGCUGAGCGUGUCGGGAGCGAAACAGCUGGCCACCGAUAUUGAGUACUUUGGCAGCGUGCUGGAAGAGAUGGGACAAUCUCUGGGUGGUAAUCUGCAACAAACGGUUAAACUUCUGCGCGCUCCUUUGGAGUCGUACGCUUCGGCAGCAACCGGAUGUGAUCCGGAGCUGGUAGCCGCCAUUCGUCAGAAGCGCAAUUUAAUAUCCUGUUGAGCCAUCACAACCAAAAGAGAGUGGUGUCUGAAAUACGGUCAGCGAAAACUGUUUUAAUUAAUUUCUAAAAAUAAGAAACAAGUUGAUUGUUGCUUUUCUAUUUUCCUUAUUAAUCUAGGAGUCAAGCAGGUGACUAAAUUUUUGCAAAAAAAAUGAAACAAAUACACCACGCAAUACACAUGAAAUUACGUCGAGUUUUAUUAUUUCUUCCACAAUGAACGUUAGCACGAUUUAACGCCAUCCCGUACCUCAUACUGUUGUUCCUACAUUGAUUGGCCGCGAUACAGUACUGGUAGUUUUAUUUACAUCUCAGUUAAACUUUCUAUUUCAUUUCGAUACUAAAACCUCACGACGACAUCGAUAUAAAAGCAAACUCUUUCUACGCUUUAUUUCUGUUAAUGAUGCACAACAACAAAAACAUACGCAAAAGAAUGAAAACACGUAUUCAUCACACUUUAUACUGCUGCUGUAUGAAGUCGAUUCGCACCUACUAUUAAUCAGUGGUAAUAAAUAAAUAUGUAAAAAGUAUCAUUUCAAUUAUGACAAGGAGGGAAGCACAAGUGAGAGAUUUAUUUUAAAAAAUUGAUAGUUAAUGGUAUGUCCAAUGAAAUACCGUUUGCCUGCACAUUCAGAAUAUAUUUCCCGGCUGUGUGCCAAGCCACUCGCGUAAUUCGCUUUACUAACAAGUAACAUAAACAAUUGACUAUGAAUUUAAUCGUGCUAACAUCGCCUUUCUGUUGCGAUCGGGAAAAUCUCAAUCAUGCUAUUAUAUUGUCUGCCAAAAUGUAGGACAACCUUGUAGCAUUCAUUCAA